Molecule: messenger RNA, 1049 nt
Organism: Camponotus floridanus (Florida carpenter ant)
Lineage: Eukaryota; Metazoa; Arthropoda; Insecta; Hymenoptera; Formicidae
Product: calcium and integrin-binding protein 1
Exons: 6
Coding region: 282-836 (184 amino acids)
Molecular function (GO): calcium ion binding
Source: RefSeq, a predicted model, not a curated record
CAGUUUUGAUUGGUCAAUUGAACGCUAUUCUACUCCAAGGAGUAAAUUUUAGAACACUACCUAGGAAGUGUAAAUAGGCAGAGAGCUAACGUCAUCUGUCUAAGGUUUAACUGACAUCACGCUGAUCAAUAACAAUAGCGUACUGUAAAAGUGUCAUACGAAUUUUACACACAUAUUUCAUGCAUUAAUCAUCAGUGUGUAAUGCUGAUUAAUGAUGAUCGAAUUUCAUGAUAAAGAUAAAUGAAGCGCCUAUGGUUGACAUUGUGUAAAGGUGUGUAAGGAUGGGUGCAGGAAAAAGUCAGUUUACUGAAGAGGAAUUGCAAGACUAUCAAGAUUUAACAUACUUUACAAAAAAGGAAGUCUUAUAUGCGCAUCAGAAAUUUAAAGCACUUGCACCAGAAAAAGUUGGACAUAAUAGAAAUGCAAAGCUUCCAAUGUCUAAAAUUUUGCAAUAUCCUGAGUUGAGAGUAAAUCCUUUUGGAGAUAGAAUCUGUAAAGUCUUCAGUUCUAGUCAAGAUGGUGAUUGUACCUUUGAAGAUUUCCUAGAUAUGAUGUCUGUAUUCAGUGAUGCUGCUCCAAAAGCUGUAAAAGCUGAACAUGCAUUUAGGAUAUUCGAUUUUGAUGGUGAUGAUAUGCUUGGUGUGGGAGAUCUGAGGCAAGUGAUAGAUAGAUUGACUGCGCCUCAAAGAUUGAAUGAUAAUGACAUGCAGCAACUUCUUCAAUAUAUUCUCGACGAAGCUGAUUUAGAUGAUGAUGGUGCUCUAAGUUUUGCAGAAUUUGAACAUAUUAUCGAGAAAAGUAGCGAUUUUUCUAAGAGUUUUCGUAUUCGUUUAUAAAAAUAUGAUUAACAUACAUCAUUAACAAGAUAUUUUAAUCAGUAAAAGACUGAAUAUUGAUUAAUAAUAAUUGACAAUGUAGACAUACGCCUAAUGCAUAUUACAGAACAAAAAAACUCACUUAAUAUUUGUAGAAUGUGCCAAGGCUCUACAAUUAGGCCUAAACCAAAUAAUAUUAACAAUUUUUUAAUUUUUUAUUGAGCUUAUUUAUUU